Botrytis cinerea B05.10 is the source of this 444-nucleotide messenger RNA. RefSeq lists its product as hypothetical. NCBI's taxonomy places the organism in Eukaryota, Fungi, Ascomycota, Leotiomycetes, Helotiales, Sclerotiniaceae. The record is from RefSeq and is a predicted model, not a curated record. The coding region runs from base 103 to 372 and encodes 89 amino acids. The transcript is spliced from 3 exons.
GACGUUCUUUCCAAAAGUAUCCAACUUAACUUUGAAGCAGUCUUACUAUUCCCUCUGAUAUCUGUCUGGUGUCCGCUUGUCAUCCUGAAACUCAACACAACAAUGACUGGUAUCGAAAGAAGUCCGAGUUCAAGCCCAGAGCCGCAAGUGGUUACUGAUGGUGAUGGCCGUGUUUGGGUUGAUGCAUCAUUUACUCAAGCGGGCUUUCACGUUGGAGAUAAAGUGUAUCUGCUUAUUCCCGGCGGACCACGCCACGGGCCUUACAAGGUCGCACAGGUGGCUUCUGCAGGCAGAUACGUUCUUUGCGAUGACGAAGGCCAGAAUGUUCGAAAUGGCGAGGAGAUAGAAGAGACGAAUCUAGAAGCUGCAUGAUGCGUUGGUCUGAUAUUGUUUCUACCAACGCCCGAUGGAGACGUAAUAAUACCCUUUGUAGCCAAGAAUUCA